AUGUUCCACGUCAAAUAUGCGAUUUCCGUGAAACGUGAAGAAAUGCGCCAGCUGGAAAAUCUCGCCCGGGAGGAAGAAAAGAAACUGGUUAUUGCUGAAAAAUGUCUGGAAGAAGACGCGAUAACUUUCGACAAGUUUUUGAAAGAAAAUGACGCCAACUCGGUUGAAUCGAUCAAAAGAGUCGAAGAAGAAACGAGAAGAAAACUGGAAAAAGUAGCUGCUGUCAAAAAGCUUCACAACACUAUCCGAGGCAUCGAAACGGAAAUUUCGAAGUCCGAAGAAAGGCUCAAAAUGUACAAGAAAUAUCGCUCAUUUGUCGAUACAUUGACGCCAGAAGAACACCGAAAGCCUAAAAAGGAAAAGAAGCCAUCUCGUAAACAAUCUGCCGUCUCAUCGGCUGGCGAUUCAAGUUCAAAUUUGCGAGCAGCAUCCAGCAAGCGAAAGAGCUCAGCACGAGCUUCUGUCAUGAGCCAAGGGCGAAGAGCGAGUGCAAGGCCUUCCAAAAUAUCAGCUAAUCAGAAUCGUGAUCCAGCGAGUUCUAUUUCAUUCACGCCUUCUACUGAUCGUCAAACGGAUGAGAGGAAGACUCCCGACCUCGUCGAUUCUAGCUCCGAUGAGGAAGAAGCCUAUCUUUAUUUCAGCAACCCGGAGGAUUUACUGACUCUGUUCCACGAUCUGGAGGAUCAAAAUCUGUCAAUGAUUCAAAACGGACAAGACAUGGAGGAAGCACUGGACGAUAUGAAAGCGCAUGCAAAAUUGAAAUGCGAGUUUUUCUCUUUCGGCAAUUAUGACGAAGCAGAUCAGGAUAAGAUGGUAAAGCAGUAUGAUGAUGCGAUCAAAAAGGUCUAUGGAAAUAUCGUCGGGAACGAAGAUGCGCAAAUUCCAACGCUUCAUAUGGUCGUUUCUAUCGAAAACACCUUGUCUCAAUUGUUGGAUGAAAUGGAGAACCUUCCUUCCGAAACCGUAGCUCAGUACGAAAAAAGCUUCGAAAAAGAUCGACGCGCACGAGCCCGAGAGGAAAAGGCAAGAGAACAAGAAGAAGCCCAAAAAAGAGCGUGUCAAACGCGCUCUGGAACGAGCCCAGGCUGCCCCGAGGAAUAA
Molecule: messenger RNA, 1101 nt
Organism: Oikopleura dioica
Lineage: Eukaryota; Metazoa; Chordata; Appendicularia; Copelata; Oikopleuridae
Source: the annotation of a GenBank genome assembly